CUGAAGGCUUUACUCAGAGGGACUGUCCACCAAGGACUUCUCUAGCUCUUCCCAGAUCUGGACAUCUGAGCCUUUCUCCAACAUCUCAGAAUUGCCUCAGUGUGUGUGUGUGUGUGUGUGUGUGUGUGUGUGUGUGUGUGUGUGUGUGCGCGCGCGCGCACAUAUGCACAUGCUCACUUGCAUCAUACUUGCUGCACAGUGUGUUCAUGGCAGUGUGUAUCAGGGUGUGGUAACUACAGAGGGGCCAGGCAGGGUUGAGAAGUAGCGUCAUCUUGUAGCCAAGAUCAUAGCUCCUUGUACACAGCUCAGGAUGAAGCCCCCCAGGAAAGUCUUCAAGACCACCCUUCUGUUUCUUCUGCUCUCUCACUCAUUGGCCUCUGUGCCCUAUGAGAGCCAGCCGGGUGCCAGCUCCUCCCACGGCCAAAACUGUGUAGGGUGUGUGGUGGUGAUAUCAUUGAUUGAGCAACUGGCUGAAGUUCACAACUCUUCAGUUCAAGUGGCAAUGGAGAGGCUCUGCAGCUACCUACCUGAAAAGCUGUUCUUGAAGCCCUCCUGCUAUUUCUUGGUUCAAACAUUUGGCUCAGACAUCAUAAAACUACUCGGUGAAGCUAUGAAGGCUGAUGUGGUGUGCUAUGCUCUGGAAUUUUGCAAGCAGGAUGCUGUCCAAUCACAGUGUCAUCUCUACUCACUUCCCCAGGAGGCCUGGAAGUCCUCACUGGAGAAGGCGAGACAAGUCCUCAGGAAGUCCUCUACCAUGAAAUAUUCUAGAAGUGGUCAUAAUAUUUGUUCGCUACCAUUUUUCACCAAGAUCUGCCAGAAAAUUGAAUUAUCUAUGAAGAAAGCUGUGCCAUUCAAGGAUGGAGAUUCAGACAAAUACAGUGUUUUCCCAACUCUGCGAGGCUACCACUGGCGAGGGCGGGACUGUAAUGACAAAGACAAGACAGUGUACCCGGGCAGAAGGCCAGACAACUGGGAUAUCCAUCAGGAUUCCAACUGUAAUGGCAUCUGGGGUAUUGAUCCAAAAGAUGGAAUUCCAUAUGAGAAGAAAUUCUGUGAAGGUUCACAGCCCAAGGGAAUCAUUUUGCUGGGAGACUCAGCUGGGGCUCAUUUUCACAUCCCCCCUGAAUGGCUGACAGCUUCGCAGAUGUCUGUGAAAUCCUUCUCCAACUUGCCAUCAGCACUUACUGAUGAGCUCAACUGGCCCCAACUCUCUGGCGUUACUGGAUUUCUGGACUCCACGAGUGGAAUUGAAGAAAAAUCCAUUUACCAUCAUUUGAGAAAAAGAAACCAUUGCAAUCACAGAGACUACCAGAGUAUCUCAAAAAAUGGUGCAUCUUCCAGAAAUCUGAAGAAUUUUAUCGAAAGUUUGUCUAGGAACCAGGCACUGGACCAUCCAGCCAUUGUUAUUUAUGCCAUGAUUGGAAAUGAUGUUUGUAAUGGGAGAGCUGACACAAUACCAGGAAUGACCACUCCUGAACAAAUGUACGCCAAUGUCAUGCAGACUCUGAAACAUCUAAAUUCCCACCUGCCCAAUGGCAGCCAUGUUAUUCUAUAUGGCUUACCAGAUGGAACUUUUCUCUGGGAUAGCUUGCACAACCGAUACCACCCUCUAGGUCAGCUAAAUAAAGAUGUGACCUAUGCACAGUUCUUCUCCUUUCUAAGCUGCCUCCAGGUCAGUCCCUGUAAUGGCUGGAUGUCUUCCAACAAGACCCUCCGGGCUCUCACUUCAGAGCGAGCAGAACAACUCUCCAACAUACUGAAAAAAAUUGCAACUACCAAGACAUUUGCAAACUUUGAUCUUUUCUACAUGGAUUUUGCCUUCCAUGAAAUAAUAGAGGACUGGCAGAAAAGAGGUGGUCAGCCAUGGCAGCUUAUUGAACCUGUAGACGGAUUCCAUCCCAAUGAGGUGGCUUCACUUCUGCUAGCAAAUCGUGUCUGGAAGAAGAUACAGCUCCAAUGGCCUCAUGUCCUGGGGAAGGAGAAUCCAUUCAAUUCUCAGAUUGAAGAGGUGUUUGGAGACCAAGGAGGACACUGAGUGUCCCCAGAAAGAGCAUCACUGGGAGAAAGAAACCCUCCCACCUGCCCAUUCCUGGGGCUAAUAUGCCACAGGCAUGGAAGACCUCCUUUGGUGACUUCUCUACAAACCACUUUCCUCUCAGUUGGAGACAGACCUUAAUGGCAGACUGAUGCCCAUGCUUCCCACAGCAAUUUUCCUCUGCUCAACUCUGAAACACCCUUUAAGAACAUGUUUUGGGGAUCUUUCCAAGCAUGGCAAUAUCUGUGCCCUUCAGCAUUCUAUUGUUCCAGAAGAAGCUUCUAGAAUAGUAAAGCACCCCAGGGUGUUUAGGGGCUUACCAGGGUCUGCACUACAGAUUGAGCCUCUCUCAAUUGCUUACUUGAAGGUGGCCCAGGAAGUUGAGACUUCUUCUAGUACAGCUGCAGGCUGGCUAUAGGUAGGUAGGAACAAUCCAGGUUCCAUAGACCCUCCUUAAAAGUAGAACACUUUCCAGUAAUCCCAGCAGCCAGUAUACUAAGGGCUUUAUCAAGUGUACAAACACAAACACACACACACACACACACACACACACACACACAUACACACACACAGACACACACAUAGAGGAGCUCUACCAAAAUUAAGAUACUUUUCUUUACAAACUUUUCUUGCAUUCUAUCUUUUAGCUGCAUAAUCUGUCUUCCUUUAGUAAUGAUAAUGAUUUUGUAUCAUUUUCUACAGAAAAUAAAAUGUCUUCCAUAUUAUUGAUAUUAUUGACAGUUUCUUAUUAAAAUAUUUUUGAUAUAUAUAUAUCACAUCCGGUAGCUCUCAUCCCCCAUCCUCUCCUAAUUCUCUCAUAUUCCAUUUAACUCCCCUCCUCCCUACAAUUUCUUUCCCCAUAUUCAAGCCUGUUAUAUUUGUUUUGAAACCCACUGAGUUUAACCAGGGCUCACAAUCAUGAAUUUGAAAUCAUCCACUGGAGUCUUGUGGACUCAUCAGUGGGAACACAAUGGAGACAGAAUCUCCAAUCCCCUCAUCAUACAUUAAUGGCCAGAUAGUUCCCCAGAGAUGGGUUGGUCUAUUGAUAGUUUUAGGGAAUCUUUUUCAGCUACAUAAAUCUGUAUAGGCAAAGUUAUGUAAAUGUGUAAAUGUUCAAGAUUGUUAUCACAGUAGCAUACCUACACCAAAUUUCCUUAGGAAGUAGCUACUAAAGGCUCACUGUCUCUUUGUAGUAGUCAAUCCACGAUGUUUAUAGCUUCAACAACUUUGGUCUCAUUUCAACUACAGAUCAAAGUCAUUUAAAAUAAAAACAGCUGCUUAUUUCCUAACAAUGCAAUCUAAGAACUCUUUGCACAGCACUCACAUUAGAUUAGGUAUUCCAAGUGCUGUUGAUUUGAUCUUGAAAGCCUCACAAAGGCCAUGUAUUAUAGGCUUAGUUUGCAGUUUAGUGCUCCUGAGAGACACAGAAACAGAAGAUUAGGGCUAGUGAAAGUAUGAGUCAUUAGCGGCAUGGCCUCCCUCAAAAGGUCUUGUCAGACCCAGUUCCUUCUUCUUCUUCUCAUUUGUACCCAACCAUGAGAUGGAUAUUCCUUAAAUGCUUCCCCUGGGAUGUACUACCAUGAGCCCAAAGCAAAAGGGUGAGCCAUGAGCUAAACCUUAUAAAACUAUAGCAAACCUUUCUUUUUAAGCUGAUUAUCUUGGGUAUUUGUUAUAGUAGUGAAAAACUUACUUCACAAUAGAUAUUCUAGAGAUGAUUUAAUGUACAUAAAAUUAUAUAGGUUGUAUACAAAUAUUAUAUACCACCUUUCCACAAGGAACUUGAAUGUCCUCAGAACCUGGUGUCCUAGCAAGUCCUGGAAUCAAUUGCUCACAGAGAUGGAGAGAAGAUUCUAGUACAGGUUGAGGUCAAUAUAUGUACAGGAACUCUGAUCAAGUCUAGCAAACACUUUCUUACCUGUGUCUCACUUUCCUCAGUCAUUUCUGAACAUGCCACAGGUUUAGUGUUCAGUCUCUGUAUGCCCAGGUCCCCCUUUCCUCAGGGAAGCUCAGAGGUAUGAGACAGUUAACCCCACAGUGGGCAAUGAGGACUAGUGAAAUCAUGCACAAGUCUCCUUUGUUAGUGGACAGUCUGUGGACUUCCCUGUAUUAGCCCCCUUUACUCACAGCAAUGGCCUAAACACAUUCUUAUAGCAAUGCUGUCCCACCCUUACAACCCUGAUUCUCUUGUCCUGCUUCCUAAAUAAACUAUCUGUACCCCAGUAUUGUCUCAAUAAAGACAAAGUUCUAA
Rattus norvegicus (Norway rat) is the source of this 4283-nucleotide messenger RNA. It is a transcript of the gene Aoah, whose product is annotated as acyloxyacyl hydrolase. Lineage: Eukaryota; Metazoa; Chordata; Mammalia; Rodentia; Muridae. The coding region runs from base 311 to 2035 and encodes 574 amino acids. The transcript has 21 exons. Gene Ontology annotation, molecular function: acyloxyacyl hydrolase activity; calcium ion binding; hydrolase activity, acting on ester bonds. The record is from RefSeq and is marked validated.